Molecule: messenger RNA, 2332 nt
Organism: Rhipicephalus sanguineus (brown dog tick)
Lineage: Eukaryota; Metazoa; Arthropoda; Arachnida; Ixodida; Ixodidae
Exons: 2
Coding region: 488-1006 (172 amino acids)
Source: RefSeq, a predicted model, not a curated record
ACAUGCGCGAUGAUGAACCCCGCUGGAUCGUGGCGCGUUAUAUUUCUGUCACGGCCCAACGCGAGGCCCAAGACGAAGACCGCGGCGCUGCCAGCGGGAGAGCUAGCGCGUGUGCGGGCCAUCUGGAAGACGCAGUGCCGCCGAGAUCCGUACGUGCGUCUUGCAUGCGCGGCCGCACGGGAGAGGAACACCGCGCGCGUUUCCCAAAUCGGAUCGGCCGGAGAGGAUUCUUUUUUUGGAACUGCUCCGAGUGGGCCGCUGCUGCUAGCUCUCAUCGCGGCCGCCUAAACUCCGCAUGAACCGCAGACGCUGCUAACGCACCAGCGGCAGCCCUGAGCGCGGCGCGGUUGCCGAGGGGGCUCGGCCAUGCUGUCACUUCCCGAACUGCGCUGCCGCCCUGCGCGCCAAGCCGCCUGUCGACCAGCGACUCUCGGCUGACCUUCGAUUGCGGAGGGACACUGCAGGAAUCGCACAGCGGCCAACCAAUAUGGCUAUCCGACGGAAGAAACCGAGCCAGCCGGCUCGUCUGUCCGACCAGCCCUCCGCUGUGCACCAGUACUCCAAAACGCAUCGCGUCUGCAAGGCCAACAGCGGCAAUCAAGCCCUCAAAAACGUGAUCGCCGCUUCGACAACGUCGACGAAGCUCCCGCGGCAGUCGCAGGACCGGAUAAACAACCCUGCCAUGGCGACCAGCAGCAAAUGUUCGGACAGCCCGACGACCACGACCAGAGGCAGUUCGGAACUGCUAGCGGGCGUGGUGACGCUACACGGCAGCGACGAGAAUCGUUCCCACAACGCGACAAUGCCGCAGUGCGAUGACGGAAACCACAAAACUGGCAAGGACGUCGAGGGUGACGGUGCGCAGCAGGAGGACACUGUGUGCAAGUUGCAGAACCGGCUGCGCGACAACUGGUCCAAGCUGGUCACCGAUAGGAUCACCAUGAUGGCGUUCGCGCGAUCCCUCAAGGGACACAAGUGUCCCGCGUUUCUUUACUGCCAAAGUUAACCUCCGACUAACGCGCGUGCUUCCUUUUCUUUUCUCGCGUGUGCAUAGCUGCAUUGUACGCUGACUUUAGAGUUAUGUAGUUGAAAGCCGAGCGCUCGAGCUAACACUGGGCUUGUUCUUGAGGAAGGUGCCACAAAAUUGAGACUGUUUUAGCUUCACUGCGUGGUCACUAUUACGUUGAAAACGUUUGGCCUCUGGAGGGAAGCACACACAGAGCGAGUGACAGAAAAAGUAGUACAUCUGAGCCCAAGCUGCGUACUACUUCUGCAAAAUUGAAGCUAUUGAGCCCAGGCUGUUAGAAAAUUGGGAUUUUUCUCCAAAAUCCUAGAAUAAAUUUUGUUUAAACCUGGGCAAAUGCUAUGCAGGACACAGCCAAGCAGAUUACAAAGAAAGCAUCUGUUUCUGGCAUAAAGUAAAUCCUUGCUCUCGCUGGUCGGCGCUGCUGAGUGUUCACAGGUCAGAGAGUAUUAGAGAUGUGUAUUUAACACAAAUUAUACGUCAGCUUCCCACACAUCAUGAUCGUGGUACAAUCUUAUUGAUACAUACUGAUUUGUAGGUUAUGAGCAAGGACGACAUUGCAAAAACAACAGUUACAGAGCAAGGCUGUCGAUUAAGUGUGCGCACCAACUGUCCCAGCGGCUGGAACCCUACGAAUUGCCACACAUCUGUGAACUAGCAAAGAGGAUAAUUCACAGCAGCAGCUCUCAUGAUUGGGCUCUUUUAAGCCCUUUCAUGCAUGUAGGGUAGCUCUAGAGCUGCUUGGUCUGAAGCAUUAAUCAUGGUAAAUGGCAGGAUGUUGAAAGCAAAGUUUCAUGAUUGUUAUGUUUGAAGGACACCGGCUGCUGCGACAGUUUGAGACCAUACAAGGAAAAUCUUCUAGGUUUUUUCGUAUUUGGUGCUAGUUGCUGCAGAAUGAAUUGCUAACUGAAGCUCUACUGUAGGCUACUGUGAUCAAAACACAGGUAGCUAAAAAGUAAUGUGCAACUGGUUGCUAAAACUUCUUGCUGCCAGAGUCUGGCUGACCAAAACAAUGAAUAUGUAGCUACAUUAGUGUAGAGAAAAAAAAAGCUAUUAACAUAUUGCUUCAUGUCCACUGCUAAGUGUGCACUAGAGCAUGACUGCCAGAUUUGUGUGACUUUUGCUUCAUUGCUUACGUUGCGACUGGUGUUGAUUGUUGUUGGCAGCGAACAGUGCCAUCUGAGGAAUACUAGUCAACUAAAAGUCUAUCUAUUCUAUAGACUAUCGUAUAGUUUUUUUUUUGUGUUGUCCCUUUGAUGAAACGAAAGAGAAAACAGUAAAAGGCAAAGUAUUUUUAUUACAAUAAAA